Messenger RNA from Paramacrobiotus metropolitanus, 1852 nucleotides. Its product is annotated as thyrotropin-releasing hormone receptor-like. Gene Ontology annotation, biological process: G protein-coupled receptor signaling pathway. The record is from RefSeq and is a predicted model, not a curated record. Gene Ontology annotation, molecular function: thyrotropin-releasing hormone receptor activity. Bases 309 to 1628 code for a protein of 439 amino acids. NCBI's taxonomy places the organism in Eukaryota, Metazoa, Tardigrada, Eutardigrada, Parachela, Macrobiotidae. Gene Ontology annotation, cellular component: membrane. The transcript has 6 exons.
UGGGUAUAUGUACAGCACCAGCUUGCGCAGUGAACAAAUUACCGCCGACGAUUAGCUGAUAUUUUCUGUUCGGUGAUGGUUGGGUGUUCGUUGGAAAUACUAGUGACCAUGUUUUUCGUUUAAAGUUAACGCAGGAAAUGAAAAACACUUUCUGAUAAAAUUUUGACUCGUGUAGGCUACGUUAACGUAUCAGCUUCGACUGCGAAUAUACUGUUUUUGGACUUACAGCAGUACAGUGUAAUCUAUGCUGUACGUCAGCAUACGGUUGGGAUUCGAUUUUUGUCACCCGGUGUUUAGCUGCUGCCAGAAUGACCUUGAUUGAUGAUGUGCCAGUAGUAGACAUCAACAAAGCGGCACUGUCCUCAUUGGAGCAGAGUUUGUAUGACAACAGCAGUCUGUUCCGUGCGUGUCUGCAUUGUGAGCUGGAGAACAACAGCGCCAGUGGCCUGCUGAGUCCCACACCGCACCAGUUACGGGCCUGCUUACUGUGGCUGACCAAUGUAAACUAUUCUGCGCAGUAUUUUAUGGAUCCGUGCAAUAUCCGAAGGGUCACAUUCUACCCGUUAGACUAUCGCAUUGUCGCCACGAUCCUCCAUACCAUCAUCUUCAUUGUGGGAUUCUUCGGCAAUAUUCUAAUUUGUUUUGUGGUGCAUAGUACCAAGAAACUUCACACGACCACGUAUUGCUACUUGGUUUCCUUAGCUAUGGCGGAUUUACUGCUUGUUUCAUCAGCGAUCCCACAAGAAAUACUAGCACAUCAGCUGUAUGGAAAACAAUGGAUCCUGGGACAAGCGGGCUGUUCAAUUUUGGUCUUUAUGAGCUUUUUAUCCAUAAACGCCGGGGCGCUAAGCAUUCUGGCCUUUACUGUCGAGCGCUACAUUGCCAUCUGCCAUCCGGUAAAGGCCCACAUCAUCUGCACCAUGAGCCGCGCGCGGAAAAUCAUUAUCGCCAUCUGGGUCACCCUCAUCCUGUACUGCUGUCCCUGGCUGGGCUUGGCGCUCAUUAAACCCUUGCCCCGUCUGGAUGCGCCGGGCUUGGUAUACUGCGACUACCGUCUGCCGCGCAACGACUAUCUGUAUUUCUACUUAGCGGACGCCACCAUCUUCUACCUCGUCCCGCUGAUUCUCUCCCUCAUUCUCUACACGAAGAUUAUCAGCGUCCUGUGGGAACACGUCAACAGUUUCCGCCGGGAUAGCGAUAGCAACUAUACCGCCACGCGUCGGCGCUCGUCGGCGGUGGGCGGGGAUAAAUUGAUGCUGGAUGUCGCCGCGAAAGCGCGGUUUUCUAUUGUCAGCGGGCAUCCCCAGGCGGACGCCGUGGAGCAUUCGGGCCGGGCACGCUGGCAGGUGGUGCGCAUGCUGAUUGUCGUGGUGGUGCUGUUUGCCGUGCUGUGGUUGCCGUAUCGCGGAUUGUUGGUGUACAAUUCACUGGUGGCCACACCCUUCCAAAAGAGAUGGUUUAUGUUACUGGCUAAAACACUGGUGUUCUGUAACAGCGCCAUCAACCCCUUUUUGUAUACUAUCUGCUGUCCGAAGUUCCGCAAUGCCUUUCUUGGAAUAUUAUCUGGACGUCAAAAAGAACCUGCUCAUGGAUUUACUUCGAGACGCAAAUCAUUCUCACCCUUGUAGAUGACCGUCUGUAAAACGGUUGCACCUGGAUGAUUAAAAAGCGCAGAUGAAUUCAGUAUCUUCCACUGAUGAAUAUUAUUCUUAAAUAAAACUAUGCACUGUAAUUUAUCAUGGGUGUUUUGCUUUUAAAAGUAGGUAGAUUUCUCUAAAUGUGAAAAGGCUCACUGGCCGCAAACAUGCUGCACACGCUCCCUGAACUGGUUUAGUAAGCAGUGCCCAGAUAG